Molecule: messenger RNA, 2395 nt
Organism: Oncorhynchus gorbuscha (pink salmon)
Lineage: Eukaryota; Metazoa; Chordata; Actinopteri; Salmoniformes; Salmonidae
Product: elongation of very long chain fatty acids protein 1-like
Exons: 8
Coding region: 329-1264 (311 amino acids)
Biological process (GO): very long-chain fatty acid biosynthetic process; fatty acid elongation, polyunsaturated fatty acid; fatty acid elongation, saturated fatty acid
Cellular component (GO): endoplasmic reticulum membrane; endoplasmic reticulum
Molecular function (GO): fatty acid elongase activity
Source: RefSeq, a predicted model, not a curated record
GGCCUUGAGGGUUUAAAUCUGAGUUGAAUGAGUCAUAUAGCUGUCCUCAUCUCUCUCUUUCUGACUUAAUCUGCCCUGACUUUAUGUGGCCUAUUUCUAGACCGUCAAACAUUUGAGGAUUUCAAGGAAGAAACAAGCACUCUUUUUUUCUUCAGUUAAUCUCUCUUUGGCUCUUCUGUUUUGCUGGGCCUGGAUCAUUGUGAGCUCAGUGGUUGUGGUGGCUCUCUAGUAUAUGUGCCUGACGGACUGCUGAUUUGGGGAGAGUACUGAGGACAACUCUGCAGUGUUUUUUUGAUUGACUGAAUAAAGGAGAAAAGAGGCCAUCAAGAUGCUGCGAGAAGUGGGAUCCAAUAUUAUGGUGUUUUAUGAGUAUGUAUUGCAGAGAACAGACCACCGGUUGUUGCCCUACCCGUUGAUGCGGACCCCCUUCCAGAUGACCAGCAUCCUGAUGGGCUAUGUGUUCUUCUCGCUGUACGCAGGGCCUCUGUUGAUGGCCAACCGCAAGCCAUAUAACCUCAAAACAGCCAUGAUCAUCUAUAACUUCAGCAUGGUGUCCCUAAACGCCUUCCUAGUCUAUGAGUUCCUGAUGUCAGGAUGGGGAACCACUUUUACCUGGAGAUGUGACCUGUGUGACUACUCAAGCAACCCACAGGCUCUAAGGAUGGUUCAAGUGGCCUGGUGGUUUUUGUUCUCUAAAUUCACUGAGCUUCUGGACACCUUUUUCUUUGUGCUGCGUAAGAAACAAAGCCAGAUCACAUUUCUACAUGUCUUUCAUCACUCCUUCAUGCCCUUCACUUGGUGGUGGGGAAUUACCAUUGCUCCUGCAGGGGGAAUGAGCUCGUUCCAUGCCAUGGUCAACUGCUGUGUCCACGUCAUCAUGUACACCUACUACGGCCUGUCCGCUGCCGGACCUCGCUUCCAAAAAUACCUCUGGUGGAAGAAGUACAUGACUGCAAUCCAGCUGAUCCAGUUUGUGCUGAUCUCACUUCACAUCUCUCAGUACUACUUCAUGGAGAAGUGUGACUUUCAGGUGCCCAUGUUCAUUCACCUGAUCUGGAUGUACGGCACCUUCUUCUUCCUACUAUUCUCCAACUUCUGGAUUCAGGCCUACGUGAAGGGGAAAAGGCUGCCUACGGCAACUAUGGAGAAGCUAAAGCAGAAUGCCGUUAUAGUGGUCAUCAACAGCAAGCCGCUGGAGAAUAGCAACGGGACAGCACAUCGUGUCAACAGCCAUAACCAAAUAGGCAAAGUGAAGGAAGUCUAGUUUCGUCCUUUUGGAAGGGGGGGAAACAACUGUCUGAAGGAGCCUGAAAUGCCAAAGAUUCCAAAAAAGUAUGCUCUUAGCUACUGAACACUUUAUAUUUAUCUGCAGUUCAUGGAAUAUGAAUGGCAUUAUGGACUUGGCAGUUAUUCCCUACUUGCCACACUUAAAUUGUGGGUAGUGGUUUUAACUGUUACGUCACUAAUACCUCAAACCCAGGCUUGAAAUGGACUCUUCUGGUUUGACUGGAACACACUUGUAAAUAGUUACUUUCAAAGAGGUGGUGUUUGUCACUGACCAACUCAUUCAUUACUGAGGCACAAGACAGCAGCAUUCUUGAUAAGGGUCUGCAGUAGCUAUUGGAGAAGUUCUAGGAACUGUGCUGAGUCAGCAACAUGCCCAAUAUUAUGCACCCUAGAAAAUAAUGAAAAGGGUUUUGAACUCAACUGACUUGCCUAGUUAAAAGGUUACAAAUAACAUUGAGUGCCCUAACAGUAUUUGCAAUAACACUAGUUAAUCAAUAUCAAGUGGCAGCAAAAUAUUCGAAGGCAAGAAUAUUUUUCAAUUAAUAAAAAAAGUACACAAUUGAGGCGAUCCAUAACUUAAAACAAUACAGAAGUCCAUUAUCAGAUAGCUGUGUGUAUAAUGCUGCGAGUGGACUUCAUCUCAUUUGCCUUCUUUUUGACUGGAUCCAGCGCAAAGCUCUUCCAGAACCGGACAAUUUCAUCACCAGCUACAGUGGCAAUAGUCGAGCAGUCUGACCUCAUGACCUGGGGUGAAUAAAAACAGUUUGAAGUUUGUUUUAAACUUUCGACACCUGAAUAAAUCCAAGGUUAGUUUGAAAUGUGUGCUCCGAGACCAUCUGCAAGAGACACAGCCCAAACACGGACUUCCCCACAAUUCCCAACCAAUGCAGCUCUGGUACGAGUCCUCAAUUUGAAUGGGUUGAUAGUUGGAGAAUUUGAGAAGUAGGAUGGACUACGAUAGACUUACAGCGUCAGACAAUGCUCUUUGUCAACUGACAUUAAUGACAACUGCACAGAGCCAUUAAGUUUACACAUAGUGAAUGAAUAGCAGUUUCAGACAAGCAUUGCCAGAACUGCAUGUGACCAAUAAAAUUUGAUUUGACACUUA